Molecule: messenger RNA, 1178 nt
Organism: Phragmites australis (common reed)
Lineage: Eukaryota; Viridiplantae; Streptophyta; Magnoliopsida; Poales; Poaceae
Product: large ribosomal subunit protein uL4c-like
Exons: 2
Coding region: 98-1054 (318 amino acids)
Biological process (GO): translation
Cellular component (GO): ribosome
Molecular function (GO): structural constituent of ribosome
Source: RefSeq, a predicted model, not a curated record
GUGUGGCCAGACGACCCGGACGGGUGGAUAAAGAGAUAGAAGCGGCAGCUGCAGCGGCAGAGCCCUUCCCCGUCCCCAGCGCAGCAAAGCCGCCACAAUGCCGGCCGCCGCUGUGGCCUCGUCUCUCCUCCUCUCGCUCUGCUCCUCCUCCUCCCCCUUCCUCUCCUCUUCAUCCACCUCCUUCCUCCCACCCUCCUCCUCUUCCCCCGCCGCCCCGCACGCCGCCGGCAGGAGGAAGCCGGCGGUCUCCGUCCUCCGCGCGCUGCGCGCCGAGGCGGCCACCCUCCCCGUGCUCUCCUUCACCGGGGAUAAGGUCGGGGAGGCCACCCUCGACCUCAAGUCUGCGCCGCCCUCCACCGCGCGCGCCGUUGUGCACCGCGCGCUCAUCACCGACCGCCAGAACGCGCGCCGGGGCACGGCUUCCACGCUCACCCGCGGCGAGGUCAGAGGCGGAGGGAGGAAGCCCUACCAGCAGAAGAAGACGGGGAAGGCGCGGCGCGGGUCGCAGCGCACCCCGCUCCGCCCCGGCGGUGGCGUCGUGUUCGGCCCCAAGCCCCGCGACUGGUCCAUCAAGAUCAACCGCAAGGAGAAGCGCUUAGCCAUCUCCACCGCGAUCGCCAGCGCCGCAGUGGCCGAGGAUGCCUUCGUCGUGGAGGAGUUCAACGAGGCGUUUGCGGCGGGGCCCAAGACUAGGGAGUUCGUGUCCGCUCUGCAGCGGUGGGGGCUCGAUCCCAAGCAGAAGGCCAUGUUCUUUGCCACGGAGUUCGACGACAAUGUGCGCCUCAGCGGCAGGAACAUCGGCUCCCUCAAGAUGCUCACCCCCAGGACGCUCAACCUGUACGACAUCCUCGACUCCCGCAAGCUCUUCUUCACCCCUGCCGCCAUCGACUACCUCAACUCCAGGUACGGUGCCACCGUACUCGAUGAGUACGAGGACGAUACCGAUGUUGAGGAUGACGGCGAAGAAGAAGUGGUGGAGGAGCAAGAAGAAGCCACAACAGAGGAGGCUGCUCUAGAUGAGGCUGAAGACAGCGAGGCAGACAGCAGAUCCUAGGUAAAGGAGUGGUGUAGAUCAUCGUAUUGUUGCUUUGUUGUUGUUAUGUUACUUUUUGGAUGAGAGUGAAUUGUUUGGGAAUUCUCUCCCUAAUGAAGAAACAUUUUGUUUGCUUUUCUUGUAA